This is a messenger RNA of Priapulus caudatus, 2655 nucleotides long. RefSeq lists its product as uncharacterized. Bases 212 to 1015 code for a protein of 267 amino acids. Gene Ontology annotation, biological process: chromatin remodeling; regulation of transcription by RNA polymerase II. The transcript is spliced from 5 exons. Gene Ontology annotation, molecular function: DNA-binding transcription factor activity, RNA polymerase II-specific; RNA polymerase II cis-regulatory region sequence-specific DNA binding. Lineage: Eukaryota; Metazoa; Priapulida; Priapulimorpha; Priapulimorphida; Priapulidae. The record is from RefSeq and is a predicted model, not a curated record.
AUUGCCUGGUUUUGUUCUACUAACUUGCUACUGCUGCGCCACCACCAACCAAUUACGAGCAAGCAGACUGAAAAGUAGUUCCAGACCUUAUUUGAAUACAUGUUCAUGUGUCAUUACUACAGUGUUCAACUAGCCAAUCGGAUUACAUCUCCCAUAAUGCAUUGGGCUUUGUAGGUGGCAGCAGCGUCCAGUGACUUCACAGUGUGAUACAAUGGCUAUCUCACAUUGCAGAAAGUCAGUCACCGUGCUAAUGCCCUCCCUUCUCCAAUGCCACCGCAGUCACUGCACUGAUGAAGAUGAUUGGUCUGAGACCACGGUGAAGCGCACAGUCAAAGAUCUCCUUAAGGAGUACAAUCAACCUGUACUAGCCAAGAUAAGUCCGCUGGCGCAGUCCGCCAUCUCGAAGAUAGCAAACAAUAAGUACGAUGCCAGGAUCAGCAGAGAGAAAUGCCGGAGCUUCGCCAGGUGGUACAAACAAUUCAUCACGAAGGAAAAAUAUGAGCGUGUGCCGCCGACGACGCGGCUGGCCGCCGACAGCCGGCUGACGUUUCACCCGGAGUACGAGCUGCCGCUGAUGCGCAGCUGGUACCACCGCUGGCGCAACCCGACGCUCGUGCAGCUGCAGGAGAACCUCAACGAGCUGAACAGCGGCCCGUUCAGGCAGGACCGGCCGAAGGUGACGCUGCUCAAGCUGAAGAACUGGUGGAAGAACGAGCGGCAGCGCGAGCGCAACAAGAGCGGCAAGAAGACGGACGGCAAGGGCAGCAGCAGCGAGGAGAACAACUCGAUGGACGUCGAAGUCGAGAAGCUCGAAUCUCCGCACCUGGCAGCACAGGAGCAGCGGCAAGAUCCGAACGUGUCCAUUGAGGGCAGGAGCGGUGGCGGCCCCGGCAGAGGCGGAGGACGUGGUGGCGGCGGCGGCGGCGGCGGCGGAGGAGGUGGCGGAAUGGCCGCAGAUAACGAUCACACGACGCUGACACCACUCAUGCCUGUCAUGCAGUGGCAGGACUGCUGACACAUGCCUGUACCUGCGUACCACAACUUCAGUCUCAUCUUCAGACCCGGUCCGUGGUCGGAAACCAGCUUCAACAAUGCCCAGAGGACGUGGCCAGAAACUGGCUACGACUACGGGCCACGGAAUUGGCCCACUACUAGGUACGAUAAUCGGCCAUGAUAUAUAGCAACAUAAGCGCGCAAGCCAGCGCGUACGUGCAUACAACAACAGGGGAUAUGUGCGGUUAUAUAUUGAGAGUCCAGAAUUCCGAAAGAGCAUUACUUAGUUCAGGCCUCAGAAGUUAUGGUACACAGUUACAGAAACGUAAAUUGUAUGGAUUUGUAUGAAAUUGUGAGCAGCUCUAGAUCUGUUUUAGACUAUAUAGGUUGCAGUGUGUCUAGGUUUAGAAACUAGGUUUCACAUAUGUAUUCGAAAACGUUGAGUAGGAUAAGUCACUAUACAGUAUUAUGCCAUGUUAUUAUUCAAACCAGUCGUUAGCUUGAAUUACAUAACAAUGAAGAAAGGUUUAUCGAUACUAACUUCUGUACCUCAACCGUGUCAUUUUAAAAUCUGUGCAUCUGUCGGCACAUCGAACACGGACAUAUCUGUUUCAUAUACAUUUGUGCAGAUGAAGUGUGAGAGUGCGUUGCAGCUCUCCCCCUCCCUCCCUCCCUAGCCCUCUCUCUUUCUCUCUGUCUAGUUUCCUUUUCCUCAUUGUUAGUCCUGGAAAUUAGUUAUACAUAGACGUUCUAAAGGGGCUGUCUAAAAUGCGUUAGAAUUGGCUGAUGUCAUUCAUCUGAUCAUACGCCCACAUAAACUAAACUGUAUAAACGAAGUCGAUGUUUCCAUUGUAACAUCAGUAUCACACUGUCUUGAGAACUGCUGGAAAUUUGUUUAUGAAUUGCCAGUUUGAGUUCACGACUCUACAUGUGAUUUUGUACGACGUUAUUGCAACUGUCUCCAGUAAUUCAGAUUCCAAUUUUUUAAAUAAAACAAGUAAUCCCAGCAGUUGAUCAUCAGGUGUGGCAAAGCUAUGUAUCAACAUAGCAAGGGGCAUUAUUAUGGUGUCUGGUACUAACGGUUGAUCCGUCUAGUAUGUUCUUCGUGCUGUAAUUAACAUGCUGCGUAGAAUCAUGUCAUACUAUACUACGCUUUUAUUUUUGCCUUUGUUUAUAAUUCAUAUAUAAUAUUCAAUGGAUAACGUGCAAGCAUGAAUUGUGCAUACUUAUUUGCCUUGCUGGCAUAGUAUGUAAAAGCUUCAUUCUCUGUUUAUGUGUUUGUAUAAAAUGCUGCCUACUGUACACGUUAUAUAUUCUAUAGUAUGUAUAAUUAUAUAUUAUAUAGUAUAUAUAAGAUGCUGUUGCUGCAGCAGUUUUAUAUUCGUAAUUGUAUCAUCGAUGACUUAAUUUAAUAAACUUUCAUAUCAUGUUCAGCAAACUUAACUUAUGAAACUCUGAAGAAAGUACUUCUCGUACAGUAAUAUCUAAGCGUGAUGAAUUGCUUUGCUGCUAAACAUGUGGCAGACCUGCGAUAUACAAUUAUGUGCAUAUAUACAUAUAUUUGCGCAUUUACAUGGCAUUAGAAAAGGUAUAGACAUGGAUCUUACACAGUUAUUAUGCAGAAUAAAUCUAGGUUAAAAACAAUGAACUUGUAAGCAUUGA